AUGUCUGAUAGGCGCCGCAGGAGCCACGACGAGUACACCCGCGAACCAAUAUUCAUUGAAAGAAGCCCCCAGGUGCGUACUUACCGCAUCGUGCGAACGACCUCACCGGAGAAGAGAGAGCGGCUGACGUUGGGAUCCAAGCUCUACAACCUCUUCCGGACUCGCAAGAAGAGAGUCCAAAUCAUUGAAGAAGUCCCCGUUCGAAGUCGACGGCCAGAGCGCCGUAGCUGGAGCCCGCCUCCACGCCGACCUCCACCUCCUUCGCCUCCUCGAGGCCCAUAUCACACCAUGUCGUCCAACAUGGUGGACGACAUUUACACGCCUCUACCUCCGAAGCUGCCACCAAAGACCAACAAGCAUCAUCAUAAUCAUCACGAGGACGACCCUAUCAAAUAUGUCGUGGAGAAACGGUCUCCACGGUCCCAUAAGGUCAAGAUCAUCCAUGAGCAUGUCGACGACGACGACCCGGACGCUCACCCAAAGGUGGAAAGCCCCUCCUCCCCACCACGAAAGCGCGACAGCGGCAAGUACUACAUGACUGGAGCACGCAUGGACGAUGAUCACCACGACGGCGCACGAAGGGAAUAUGAACGUGUGCGACCUGACCCAGAAGUCCAGAGGUUGCGAGAUGAUCUCGAGAGAGAAGAGCGCAAGCGACGACAGGCAGAGCUCAGCGCCGCGGCUGCCAAAGAAAAGGCUGAUCGAUACAAGGCCGACCUCGAGUACGAGAAACGCAAAAGGUCCCUCGAGAAACGUGAACGAGACCUUGACGAGCGCGAGACCCGUCUCAACCAGGAGGAGCGCGAGCAUUUCGUGGAGGCUCGACGGCCCCGGGACCGCCAAGGAGGAGUCGUCGUCCACAACCCGCCUGCCGCGGUGGUGGCCGCUCGUGAACCCAACAAUCGGUCGGCUCUGGACCGGGCUCGAGACGACUACGACCAUCUACGCAGUCAGCAAGCUCGAGACGAGCGACGACCUGCAACAGGGGACAGACGUUCCCGGCGACAAAGUAUUAUCAUCGUCGACGACGAGCAUGACCGGGAUCGAGACCGACGACAACAACGACGGUAG
This is a messenger RNA of Fonsecaea multimorphosa CBS 102226, 1071 nucleotides long. RefSeq lists its product as uncharacterized. The transcript has a single exon. Lineage: Eukaryota; Fungi; Ascomycota; Eurotiomycetes; Chaetothyriales; Herpotrichiellaceae. The record is from RefSeq and is a predicted model, not a curated record. Bases 1 to 1071 code for a protein of 356 amino acids.